AUGUCAGGAAAACGUUUCAAUCCCUUGGAAAACCCUCCGGCGGCUUCUUCAAGCGACGAGGACGACUUUGUGGAGACUUCAAUCGGAGAAGGGGACGAGGUCGUAGAAAGCUCGUCGGAAGAAGAAGAUGAUGAUGCGUCCUCCGGAAAUCCAUCCGUGAAGAAGCCAGUGGAGAAGAAUCAAGUUUCCGAUUCCGAAUCUGGGUCGGAUGAAGAAACCGACUCCGACAACGAAACCGAGAGAAAAGCUCCGGUUAAGAAUCCAGCAUCCUCCGCUGUGAAAUCUGUCGCCGUAACCAAGGAUUCGGCGGCUGCGAAGAGCCAAGAUUCCAAAAAGGUUAAAUCUUCUUCAAAAUCUGCGACUAAGAAGCGUCCUAGCGAGACUGAUGUAGCAGACGCAAAGAGGGUCAAGAGGGUUUCGGGAGAAGACGAGAAAAAGAGCGGUGAAGAAGAAGAGACGAAGAAAACCCCUUUUACGCGAGUUUGGACUGAAGACGACGAGAUCACUGUUUUGCAAGGCUUUAUCGAUUACGAAGCCGAUGCCGGAGCAAGUCCUUUUGUCAACUCUACUGCGUUUUAUGAAUCGGUGAAGAAAUCUAUCAGCUUUGAUGUUAAAAAGACUCAGGUAAUGGAGAAAGUCAGGGGCUUGAAGAAGAAGUUUGAGAACAAUCGUUCCAAAGGGAAGGACGGAGAGGAUCCGAAAUUUGCGAAGCCUCACGACCGCAAGGCCUUUGAUCUGUCCAAGAUCAUUUGGGGAGAUAAUGGUUUGUUUCCUGAAUCAGCCAUGAAGUCUAACGGGAAGUCGAAGAAGAGCAGUAAGCCUUCGAAGGAAGAGCUGAUCUCUUCUCUGCUCAAUGGUAAAAGCUGUGAAGAUGAGGUUGCUGCUAACAUAGGAGAAGAAUUGGUUGCUUUUGCGAAGCCUGUUCUUGUGACGUCGCUAGCGCGUUUCGGUGGUGUGGAUGAUCUUGCUGCUCAGCAAGGAUGGAGUAGGCUUGCCUCUGAGGACAAGAAGAGGUUCGAGGAGGAGUGGAAACAGUUGCAGCUUAAAGAGUUUGAGUUCUAUUCGCAGAGGAGUGGUUUCUUUCAUGGACUUGUUACCAAGAUGGCUGAAACAUUUCGACCAAGCACUUAG
Molecule: messenger RNA, 1131 nt
Organism: Microthlaspi erraticum
Lineage: Eukaryota; Viridiplantae; Streptophyta; Magnoliopsida; Brassicales; Brassicaceae
Source: the annotation of a GenBank genome assembly